CUUUCCCAUCCAACACAACUAACCCACUCCUCCUCCAAGCAGAGCAUUCCAAGAAUGAGUUCUCUUGGAUUUGUCAUCCUCUUCUUUGUCCCACUGUUCUCAGCAGCGCAUGGCUAUGGAGGGGGAUGGAUGGCAGCUCAUGCCACAUUCUACGGAGGAAGUGAUGCUUCAGGCACAAUGGGAGGAGCUUGUGGGUAUGGCAACUUGUACAGCCAUGGCUACGGCACUAACACCGCAGCUCUCAGCACUGCUCUGUUCAACAACGGCCUCAGCUGCGGGGCUUGCUACGAGUUGGCGUGCGUCGACGAUCCCAGGAAUUGCCAGAGGGGAUCCAUCGUCGUCACUGCCACCAACUUCUGUCCCCCGAACAGCGCCCUGCCCAACGAUGCAGGCGGGUGGUGCAACCCCCCUCUCCGCCACUUCGACCUCUCUCAGCCCGUCUUCCUCCGCAUUGCUCAGUACAGAGCCGGGAUUGUACCCGUCGCGUACCGAAGAGUACCCUGCAGGAAGGGGGGUGGCAUCAGGUUCACUAUCAACGGCCACUCCUACUUCAACCUGGUUCUGAUCACCAACGUGGGGGGAGCCGGGGACGUGCAUGCGGUCUUGGUCAAGGGGUCGAGGACCGGGUGGCAGCCCAUGGUGAGGAACUGGGGCCAGAACUGGCAGAGCAACACCUUCUUCAAUGGCCAAGCCCUCUCCUUCAAGGUCACCACAAGUGAUGGCAGAUCUGUGCUCUCCUACGAUGUAGCUCCUCCGUCCUGGUCCUUUGGCCAAACCUUCAGUGGUGGACAAUUCCACUGAAGUUUUAAGAUCAAAUUAAUAGCAUAGUUUUAUAUAGUACAUAUAUAUAGGAGUGAUAUAUGGAUCAAAAUUAUAUCGACAAAGGCCUAUUUUACUUUGUCCCUUUUAUAGUUAUUGCAUUGAACUGGACUAGACCUUGUGUCAAAGUCUAGAUUAAUUAGUUGCUGCUCUAGGAGAGAAAGAAAGUCAAGGGGAACUACUUCUCCGUGAGAGCAAAUGGCUAUAUGUAUGGUUUACUUUUCAUUCAUUGUUUCUGUCAGUCGACUCUAUGUGAGGGCACUCUGAAGAAAGAGUGCCUGUAUUGGCCAUUGUGAUUUGUUUUAUGGCAGUGCUAUAUUGAUCAUGCUAUAUUAAUACAUGUCUCUAGAUCGAUCAGUUCAA
Messenger RNA from Zingiber officinale, 1182 nucleotides. RefSeq names its product expansin-A10-like. Bases 55 to 801 code for a protein of 248 amino acids. The transcript is spliced from 3 exons. The record is from RefSeq and is a predicted model, not a curated record. NCBI's taxonomy places the organism in Eukaryota, Viridiplantae, Streptophyta, Magnoliopsida, Zingiberales, Zingiberaceae. Gene Ontology annotation, biological process: plant-type cell wall organization. Gene Ontology annotation, cellular component: extracellular region.